CUGUAACUUGACACCGCAGCGAGAGGCCGAGCGGAGAGAGGGAGCGAGAGCGGCGGCGGAGGAGGAGGAGAGCAGGAGAGGAGCCCUGGGGAGCGGGAUAGUGACCACCUCCUUCCCCUCCCCAUAGAGGCGCUCCGCAGCAGCAACCGCCGUCGCCGCAACGCUGGAGACUCGCCUUCCGAGGGGCCGGAGGCAGCCAGUGAUGAGGUCGGGACGGGUUCCCUGAGCUCCCGGGAACUUUCCCCGCCGCGGGCAGCCGGAGCCGAGCAGGCGGAUGGAGGAUGCGCUUUCCCCGGCGGGCUGCGUGACCCUGCGGCGGCGAAGGGGAGGAUGAAGAAGAAGCAGCAACACGGCAGCGGGGACUGCCCAGCGCCUCGGCCCCCCGCGGCGGCGGGAGGGGGCCAGGGUCAGAGCGGGAGCUGGAAGAGGCGGCGGCCACUCUCGUUGCUGCCCUUCCUUUCGCUGCGCGACUACGGCUUCUGCAUGGCCGCCCUGCUGCUCUUUUGCCUGGGUUCUCUCUUCUAUCAGGUCAACGGGGGCCCCCCGCACUUUCUGCUGGACUUGCGGCACUAUCUGGGAAAUUCCACUUACUUGGAUGACCACGGUCCACCCCCUCAAAAGGUACUUCCCUUCCCCAGCCAGGUGGUCUAUAACAGAGUUGGAAAGUGUGGAAGUCGAACUGUGGUUUUGCUUUUGAGAAUUUUAUCAGAGAAGCAUGGAUUCAAUCUGGUUACAUCUGACAUCCAUAACAAAACAAGACUGACCAAAAAUGAACAGAUGGAAUUGAUUAAAAACAUAAGCACUGCUGAGCAGCCCUAUUUAUUCACUAGACACGUUCAUUUCCUCAACUUCUCAAGGUUUGGAGGAGACCAGCCUGUGUACAUCAAUAUUAUUAGAGAUCCUGUCAAUCGAUUUUUAUCCAAUUAUUUUUUUCGACGUUUCGGAGACUGGAGAGGAGAACAGAAUCACAUGAUCCGUACCCCCAGCAUGAGGCAGGAGGAAAGAUACCUGGACAUUAAUGUAUGUAUCCUGGAAAACUACCCUGAAUGUUCCAAUCCCAGGUUAUUUUACAUCAUUCCAUACUUCUGUGGACAGCAUCCAAGAUGCAGAGAGCCUGGCGAAUGGGCCCUUGAAAGAGCAAAACUGAACGUUAAUGAAAAUUUUCUGCUUGUGGGCAUUCUGGAGGAGUUGGAAGAUGUGCUGCUUUUAUUAGAGAGAUUCUUACCUCAUUAUUUCAAGGAUGUGCUUAGCAUCUACAAAAACCCAGAACAUAGGAAACUUGGCAAUCUGACUGUGACAGUGAAGAAGACCGUCCCUUCUCCAGAAGCAAUACAGAUCCUCUACCAACGCAUGAGAUACGAAUAUGAGUUUUAUUACUACGUCAAGGAACAGUUCCACCUGCUAAAGCGCAAAUUUGGACUGAAGUCUCAUAUCAGGAAACCACGUCCCAGACCCGAGUUCUUCAUUCCUUCUCCCCUGGAAACAGAGGAACCCAUAGACGAUGAGGAAGAAGAUGAUGAAAAGUGGCUAGAGGAUAUCUAUAAAAGGUGAUGGACGGAAGAGCUGUCCCUUCUCUUCUGGUGACCCCCUCCAGCUUUCUUAAGAUUUUUUUUAAUUAUUAUUAAAAGUAAUUCCUUAAGGAACUGAGUUAAUGCGCAGCAGCAUUUGACACAAAAUGGAAGAGACCAUUCCCACAUGCUGGGGCCAUCAGGAGAUACCUGGUUUUGCAGGUUUGGUUUGUCGUAUGUUGUUGGCUCAAUAGCAUCCUUGCUAGAGCAUAGUUAAAGAGAGAAGUAUCUAUUGUCUAUCACAAAAUAACUUUUGAAGUACCCCAAUAGUCCUCUGGGAAACCUGCAAAACACUAAAGAAUAGAUUAGGUGGUCUUGAAAAGUAAAUUUUACAGACUCUCCUUUCUUCUCCAGAAACAAGUCUUCAUUGCAUAGCACUGCAACAUUAACUACCAGCAACACGAACUACGAGCAGUGAUCCAUUUGAGAAGAGCUCCUCUCUCUGCCCAGGGCACACUCCUACCCCAGUGGUAACGUCAGAGAGCCAUUGCUGUGUCUGUCCACAACCAAGGAUAACAGGCUCAUAAAGGGGCUUCUGAACUACCCUCUGCAGGUGUAGCAAGGCUGCUAUUCUGGAAAACUAGUAUAGAGGACGUAAGGCAAGUGGCAGGAACUACAUGAGUUUGAUAAACCCGUCUAGUUCAUAGAAUCAUAAAAUGGCUUAGGUUGGAAGGGACCUUAGAGAUCAUCUACUCCAACCUCCCUACCAUGGAGAGUUCACAGAGUGGAAAAAGUUACCAGGUCAGUAAAUGGCAUUAAGAUAUGAAAAGUGUAAGGUGGAGUUACCUAAACGGUAGAGUUUUAUUUCUGCAGUUGAAUACAUUUCUAUUGGACUCUGAAGGAAAAGGUGCAGCAUACCCUUUUUAUGUUCAAGAAGGGUGUUUGUGGACUUUUUAUUCUUCCUAUGGGUCACAAAUAGAAAGAAAUACAGACAGUCACUCAUUAGGAAAAAAAAAAAGUUAGAUGAUCUGGAACUCCUGGUAUUUCUGUGAUCACAGAUUUUCGUUGCUCACAUCUGAACCUGACCACAGCUGCAUUCAUCAUGGCUAGAAAUAAAAUUUACAGCAUGGACAUCCACAACUUCUCUGACUGAAAUACUUCAGAAUGAUAAAACAAAGAAAAGAAAGUAUGCUCUGUGAAACCAAAGCUGCUUUAAUGAUUCGUUCUUAAGAGAGUCACUGUGAAAGUUGCCCUUGUUAAUCACUACAAGUAUUAUCAGCAAACACUAGAGAGGGGAUGGGUGGAGGCUGGGAGGGUGAAAAGAAAUAGCUCCGAUAUGUGACAUGCUGUUGUCUUCAUGGUGGAUAUCCCUGGGGUUCCCUGUGAUAAGUGGGCUGGGCAGAAGUAACAGGCUUGCAGGCAGACCUAUUUUGACACCUGCUUCAUAGCAGAGUAGUGGCAAUUUAGGGGUCCUGAUGAGGCCUUGACCUCUUGGGCUCCAUUGUUGCCAUAAGAAAUUGGACUAGUAGAGGAUAAUAGCAAUAAAUUCCUGUCCUAGAGCACAGGAAAUAAGCAAGGCCCAGGAGCUGCACCACCUUGCCAGGAUGAGUCCCAGUAACACUGCAGGGGCAAUAUACCUCUGUCUAAAUCCCGUCCUUUCUCAAACAUGUACUGGGCAGUUUUUACUUCCUAUUCAAUGGCUGCUUCAGCAGCAUCACUGCCAUCUGCAAGGUCAUGUUUCAGUUUGCAAUUACAAGCAAAAGUUAUUUUGUGAUGGACGAGGCAUAUAAACUCAGGCUAAGCUCAGAUGUGUUUUCCAAGGGUUUCCCCUUCUAUGAGCCCAUUAAGAGCCAAUAAACAUAGCCCAUCUUCAUCACCAGUCAGCCUUUACCGUAUCUACACACAGAGAAUGAAAAUAAAGAAGCGUAAUCGUUUUAAGAUAAAAUCCUAACUUACAGAAAAUAGUAUGUAGAAUAUUCUGUUCUCAUUAUUAAAGUCCCAGGUUGGUGGUAGCAAUGCACUACUGUGGGGGAGCACACUGAGGUAAGUUGAAAAUGGCACAGAUAACAACUAACAUAUUAGCUAAAAUAUAAAUCUGCUGCAUUGUAUAUUUUUAAGUGGUUUCUAUGAAAUUACAUUGAAAGAGUAAUGAAUAGUUUACACACUGUGGAGUUGUUAUAUUUUGGAAAGAAUUCUAAUAUUCUCACCUUUUCUGAAAUUCUGUUUAAAUCCUUUUUGCCAACAUUGUAACAGAAUAAUCAGUCACUUAACACAUUCCUGCUUCCUACAAGUUCACUGCCGCUUACAGUAAAGUCUGUUUUCAUCUGCCUGCUUAAUGGCAUCUUCAGCCAUCGUUACUUAGAACCUAAAUACAAAGCCUGUUUAAUCACUUACUUGCUAGGUUUCAGUGUUGUAUUUUUCAUACCAAACAACCUGGCCUCUCCUUUUUGAAUGGUACUUCAUAAAUGUAUCUGGCACCAAGCAUCAAAGAUUCCUGGUCCUGCAGCCUAUUUGUCUGCCUUGAAAUCUAUUUUGCUUAAUUGUUAAAAGGUACGUUUUAAGCUGGUUAAUCUUAGACUUAUUUAUUGAAACUUUUCAGCACAUUCCAAAUUCUAAGUUGCUCAGGAAGAAGUUGAUUUAAAUGAUUAUAUUUUGGUCUGAUGAAUAUUUCUUAUUAAGAAAAAAAAAAUAAUCAUGUUUUGUAAGCCUUUAGCCCAUGACAGCUUUGUAGGGAGUGCCAUGCAUGUGCUUGUAAAUCUUUGUGAGGGGAAGAAGGUGGUGCUUGACAUUUAUGAAAACAAAAAGAAAGCGUAUGUGCACACUAGCUUAGCUAUAAAUGAAAGCAAUGUAUGUUUUGGGAUGAAAUAUUCUUUAACUUAUUCACUACUAUCUCUUGAAGUAUAAAUAAGCCAUAUGACUCUAUUUUUCAGUCCAGUGAAGUUUAAAAAUAAAACUUGUACAUUUCUUCUUGGCACCAUAGUCCACUUCCUUAUGCUAGCUUUCUUGCCUGGGUACAGCAGCUGUGGGUAAGCUGUUGGAUUGGCACCUGGCAGAACAGGACUGGAUACAGCACAGUUGAUCAUCUGGAAGUUAUACUUCAGCAGUGAGAUUUGGGCAGGUUGUUCUCUGUCCCGAAAUGCUGGAAGUGUGCAAGUGAAGUCAGGAUUAUUUUACUGACCAGAGAUGUGCAGUAAGUACCUUGAAGUAUGUUGUCUCAUGCUUUGUGGCUGCUAAGUAGAAAGAAGUUUUAUCUAGGAGAGAAAGAGCUUGGUCCCUAUACACUGAAUUUUACUAGAUGUGGUAUUUGAUGGCCUGGCAUAAAAGCUCCAAUAGUCCAGAGUGAUACUGUGAUGUAAGUGAAGCCUUGGUGCUAUCGCAAUAAAGAGAGAACCAACUGUUGUUAUAAUGCAGCAUUCUGGAAAAAAUAAAUUUUUGUCUUAAGUUUCAAGUGACAGUGAGAAAUGGUGCAGGUUUUUGUUCCUGUUUUGUUCUUUUCCCCAUAAAUUGUGCUGAUUAUAGAAAUCCUAAAGUUCAGGUAUCUGAAAA
This is a messenger RNA of Dryobates pubescens (Downy woodpecker), 5054 nucleotides long. It is a transcript of the gene UST, whose product is annotated as uronyl 2-sulfotransferase. The coding region runs from base 331 to 1551 and encodes 406 amino acids. NCBI's taxonomy places the organism in Eukaryota, Metazoa, Chordata, Aves, Piciformes, Picidae. The transcript is spliced from 8 exons. Gene Ontology annotation, molecular function: sulfotransferase activity. The record is from RefSeq and is a predicted model, not a curated record. Gene Ontology annotation, cellular component: membrane.